CUUCCUCUCCACUUAACUUCCCAAGUUCCAAAAUCACUGAAAACUCACACGCUUCCGACCAUGAAACCACCACCAUUCUUCCUCCUCCUCCUCCACCUCGCUGUAUCCGCCGUCGCUGCCACCACCGAAACACCUUCUUCCUCCUCAUCAUCUACUCUAGACCCCAAACAAAUAGAAGCACUCGAGUCCCUCAACUUUCCCACCGCAAGAGACCCUUGCAUUCAACCUUCGCCUCACAACGCUACCGUAUGCGACAGCUCCAAGCCCUUCCGCCACCUUGUUUCCCUCCACCUCUCCAACUGCUCCGCCGAUCUUUCCCUCUCCUUCACAGCUCUCAAGUCCCUCUCUUCUCUUCAUUCGCUUUCCUUCACUAACUGUCACUCUUCCCCUAUCCGUUUCCCUUCCGAUAUCUCCCUUUCCCUCACUUCUUUCUCUUGCAUUCGCUCCCUCCGCCGCCUCACGGGCGUCUGGCUCUCGCGUUUCGUUAACCUCACCGAUCUCACAGUUUCUUUCACUCCGGUUAACACCACUGGCCUUUAUGUGAUCCUUGGGAAUAUGCACAAGUUGAAGACUUUAACCAUUUCUCAUGCUAAUCUCACCGGUUCACUUCCGAGACACCUGCGUCAGAAUCUGACCCAUGUUGAUUUAUCUGAUAACAAGCUCAAAGGGAACAUACCAACUUCCAUUACCCUUCUUGAAGAUCUUGAGUACCUGAACCUUUCUUCAAAUGGCCUAAAUGGGGUGAUUCCAACUGAGUUCGGUGACUUGAUAUCAUUAAAGAAUCUAUCUUUGGCUUCCAAUUCAUUUUCCGGGUCAAUCCCAGAUUCUGUAUCAUCUAUAACAGGCUUGGUUCAUGUUGAUCUGAGUAAUAACCAGUUCAAUGGUACUGUCCCAAGGUUUUUCUCAGAGUUGAAAGCCUUGAAAGUGUUGAAACUAGAGAACAAUGAGCUUCAUGGGGUUUUGCCUUUCAAUGCUAGUUUCAUAAAGAAACUAAAUGUUUUCAAGGUUGGUGGGAAUAGCAAUUUGUGUUACAAUCAUUCUGUUCUGUCAUCAAAAUUGAAGCUUGGGAUUGCUCCUUGUGAUAAGCAUGGAUUGCCAAUGUCACCUCCUCCGUCUAAGGAGUCUAGUGAUGGUGAUUCUUCAGAUUAUGAGGAUGAUAGUGCAGAUGACACAAGUGAAAAGAAGGAUCAACAUCAUGGGCCAAAUAAGGUUGUUCUUGGUGUUGCAAUUGGCCUUUCUUCAAUAGUUUUCCUUAUUGUUUUCUUAAUUCUUCUCUCAAAAUGGUGUGGUUGAACAAAACAGUAAUUUUGAUUCUUGGUUAGAUUUUUGGAGUC
Molecule: messenger RNA, 1334 nt
Organism: Hibiscus syriacus
Lineage: Eukaryota; Viridiplantae; Streptophyta; Magnoliopsida; Malvales; Malvaceae
Product: receptor-like protein 51
Exons: 1
Coding region: 61-1293 (410 amino acids)
Molecular function (GO): protein binding
Source: RefSeq, a predicted model, not a curated record